AUGAAAUAGAGAUUAGUAACUUAAGCUGAUGAAGGAUCUUAGGAUAAUCCUAUUCAAAAAUCAAAUUCAUCAUAGAAUUAAUUUCAGAUUCUUUAAGUUGUUGGUAAUGGUACUUUUGGCAUGGUCUAUUUGGUAAUUAAUUUAAGUAAUUUGACAUGUAGGCUCUUGAUACAAAAUCUAAUGAAAAAGUUGCUAUUAAGAAAGUAUUUUAAGAUAGACGAUAUAAAAAUAGAGAACAUCUAAUAAUUUAAGAAUUAAAUCAUCCUUGCAUAGUAAAAUUAAGAUAAGCCUUUUUUACUUAAGGUGAUAAUUCGAAAAAUGUAAUUAAUAUAAUAACAUUUUAGGCAGACGACAUAUAUUUAAAUUUAGUAAUGGAUUACAUUCCAGAAACUUUAAGUAAACUCAUUCGAAAUUACAGAAAGAAUAAAACAGCAUUUCCAAAUAUUUUACUGAAGAUCUAUAGUUAUUAAAUGUUAAGAGCAUUAGCAUAUUUAUAAGGUAUUUUUUAAUAUUAUAAUAUAGGUAUUGGAAUUUGUCAUCGUGAUAUUAAGCCUUAAAACAUUUUGGUUAAUCCUAAUAAUCAUGUUUUAAAAAUUUGUGAUUUUGGGUCAGCAAAACGAUUAAUACCUGGAGAACCUAACGUUGCUUAUAUUUGUUCAAGAUAUUAUAGAGCUCCUGAAUUAAUAUUUGGUGCAACUGAAUACACAACAUCUAUUGAUAUUUGGUCUAUUGGUAUAAAUAUAAAAUUAUUCAAAAAAAGGAUGUGUUAUUGCUGAGAUGCUUACUGGUGAACCUCUUUUUCCAGGAGAAUCAGCUACUGAUUAACUUGUUGAAAUAAUCAAAAUAUUAGGUACUCCUACAAUUGAAUAAAUUAAAUUAAUGAAUCCUUAACAUUAAGAAUACAAGUUUCCUUAGAUAAAAUGUCAUCCAUGGGCUAAAGUAUUCAUAAAAAUAAGUAUAGGUAUUUUCUAAAUUUAAACCGGAACCCUUGUUUAUUGAUUUUGUUAGUAAAUUACUAGUUUAUCCUCCAAAAGAGAGACUAAAACCAUUGGAGGCUUUGCUACAUCCAUAUUUCGAUGAAAUCAGAUAAUAAGGAUUUAGUAUGCCAAAUGUGUAAUUACCUAAUUUUUUUGACUUUUAAAAAGGUAAUAAAUAUGACUAUAUUAAAAGAGGAAUUAUAGAUACAACCUGAAAUAGCUCAUAAGUUAACCCCUUCUUGGUUAAAAUAAAAAUAGUGA
Molecule: messenger RNA, 1238 nt
Organism: Paramecium sonneborni
Lineage: Eukaryota; Ciliophora; Oligohymenophorea; Peniculida; Parameciidae
Source: the annotation of a GenBank genome assembly